Molecule: messenger RNA, 1029 nt
Organism: Eimeria mitis
Lineage: Eukaryota; Apicomplexa; Conoidasida; Eucoccidiorida; Eimeriidae
Exons: 10
Coding region: 1-1029 (342 amino acids)
Source: RefSeq, a predicted model, not a curated record
AUGCAGUCACUAGCUCAACAUGCCUUAGAUCAGCAGCCAGAUAACGUGUACGUCCGGGAACAGGAUGCACCGCCGGAUGCGCCUUUACGGGAGGUGCACCAUCGGCCUGCUCGUUCAUCACGACGAAUACGGGGGUGUAUAAUUACGGCGGCAGUUGUUUUGGCGAUUUUGGUUCGCGGAUGGUACUACGUGAAAAGGCCAUCCGUUCCAUCUCCGGAUGUGAGGGAACAGCUCUUUUCCGAAAGCCACAGUGAGGAGGUAGAUGAGAGUAGAAGCGUAGGCGAAACAGAAGAACCGGAAUAUGGUCCAGACCCAUCCCAACCCGAAGACUAUCAACAGCCGAAAAGUGCGGAAGUCGACCGGGAAGCUCUAUCGCAGGAGGAAAGUACCGUAGUUCAAAAGAGCAACGGUUAUGAGGCCCCAGAUAGCUUCCGCAAAUCAAACACCCAGGAGAUGUUUGAGAAGAUAUUCUUCUUCGGAGGGACAAUGGAGUUCCGAAAACCCUCCCCCAAGGCCGGCGAAGAAUUCCUUACUUUCAUGAUCACAACGACUCCUGCCGUUCGUUUUGCUCCUCAGGAUCCAUGGCUGACUGAAGAUGAGUUGAAGACGCACCCAGUACGACAGAUCAGGAAGGACACGGCACCACUUGCUAUGGAACGUGUUGAAAAUGCCAUAGAGGAAUUGGUGGAUUCUCUAGACUCUCAAGCCGCCUAUAAUCCGUUUAAGGAAAUCACCAUUGACGGCUACGGGAAAAUUUUGGUCCAGCGUAUACUAGUAUGCCACUUACAGGAUGUGGACAUUGGUGUUGUUGUAAACCAACCAGAUGGACAUGAUGAAGCGAUACCUAUUAUGAAUUUGGACAUGGACGGACAUGAAUUAGAUUUAUUCCGUCAGACGCUGGAGGAUGCUCUGGCUGAGUUUGUGGAGGGUACUCGUCGGAAUGGAAAAAACUACAAGGUCCUUCGGAUCAGCGAGAGCACAGGAGUGCCAACAACAACGGUUGCUUCUUUGUUUGGUGCGCAUGCUUAA